This is a messenger RNA of Puccinia graminis f. sp. tritici CRL 75-36-700-3, 1032 nucleotides long. RefSeq lists its product as uncharacterized. NCBI's taxonomy places the organism in Eukaryota, Fungi, Basidiomycota, Pucciniomycetes, Pucciniales, Pucciniaceae. The coding region runs from base 1 to 1032 and encodes 343 amino acids. The record is from RefSeq and is a predicted model, not a curated record. The transcript is spliced from 2 exons.
AUGAAGAAAAUCUUCGCUGCUAUCUACGGUUUCGACAAUCACCCGCAACCUCAAGAACCCGCGUCACCUCCCUACAAAGUGCAAGACUCCCAUCCACUCAAGAUCAAAUCUGGAUUUUCCAAAGAGAUCAUUCCACUUGAUCGAGAAGUACUCUCGCUUGACAGCGACCAGCCAGAGAAACAGGAACUUCGACCGAUCUGUGCUGGCUGUGAUGCAGAACUAUUGAUGGGUCAAGACUCGUGUUCUGCAGGUUCACUAGAUGGUCGGAGACCCUGGAUCCUCGCUUGUGGUCACGUCGUCGAUUCUCGAUGCUUAGAACAGGCCAAGAUUCGUGCUCGUGAAAAUAAGGUCGAAAGUCACCAAUCUAAAAAAACUAGAGCCGCUGAACGAGUUUCAAAUCCGCCUUAUCACACCCGACCAGGCAGACCGUCAAAAGCCAACCAAGCCGCCGAAGGUUCAUCCAAACUAGCUCAUAACAACAACAAGCGCAGAAAAGUCUCUUCGGCUCAUUCAGCUCCCAAACCUCCAACCCCCAGCACUUCACCCUCAUCGACGUUGAGCGGCCAAGGGGUCUCUGACUCGGCCAUGAAGAGGAGAGAGAGAGCCGAGGCAAGAGAAGCACGAAAGUCGUUUGAAUUCUCCAAGCCUUCCACUUCAAGCCAAUUUUUAGAAUCCCUUCAAACCGUCCAUUCUCCUGGCAAGAGCUCGUCCAGCACCCUCCCAACAAACACCAGCAGUAGUAAGAACUGCAAAGGCAAAGGGAAAGCCAAAGAAGAGCCCAAUCCUCUUCCAAGCCCCGAAGACUUACUUUCAAUCACUAUCCCUCCAACUCCCACCCUUUUCGAUAAAUCUAGUACCAUCGGUAACCCUACCCUACCAACAGACUCUAAGCUCUCGACUAAACUACCCAAGGGCUCCUCUGCCUCUUUUGUUUCUUGGAUCAAAUGCCCUGUCAAGGGGUGUCGAGGUGCUAAGGGUGAUCUACUUGCUCCCCCUGGUUCGCAAAAUGCACCUUGGGAAAUGUUUGUUUGA